Molecule: messenger RNA, 623 nt
Organism: Cajanus cajan (pigeon pea)
Lineage: Eukaryota; Viridiplantae; Streptophyta; Magnoliopsida; Fabales; Fabaceae
Biological process (GO): cell fate determination
Source: RefSeq, a predicted model, not a curated record
UUUAUGCUUUGAUCGAUAAAACUCUUUUAUACUAAACGUAUUAGAGAAUCGAAGCUUUCUAUUGUUAUCUGAAAUGGCUAAUUCAUCCAUCAUGAUUCUCAACAUAGUGAUCUUCCUUCUCCUUAUUUCACAAGGUUAUAGCUUUUGCACCUUGAAAAAUCUGACUGUAACUCAAGUUAAAACGGGAGUUAUAGUGAAAAAUAAGCCAGAAUGGAGUGUGUCUGUGACCAACACUUGUCCACCCCCAUGUGUUCAAAGGAGUGUGAUAUUAAAGUGCCCUGGAUUUCAAACUGUUGAACCUGUAUUGCCUUCAGCUUUGGUCGUCUCACCAAUGGGCACUUGUCUCUUUAAUGGUGGUGGACCUAUUGCUGCUCAUGCUGUUGUCAGCUUCAAAUAUGCUUGGGACUCUGCACUUCCAUUAAGUCCCGUAUCUGGAUUGAUUACAUGUUCUUAAUUAAGUGCAAAGCCAAGAGAUUUUUGUCUUUACAAUAAUCUUUGAUGCAAUUUGUUGUUGCUUCUUGGUUAAUAGGUAUUAGAAUUUCUAAAUUAAAUAAAGAGCUAAGGUCUCUCGAGCUAAAAUAAGCUCAAUUAAAUAGUUGAAUAAUUUAAUUGUUGAAAAUAUA